UAAGUAAGUUUAGGAUGGCGGAAGGUGAAAGGACAAGAGGGGAACGCGGAUGAAAGCGGAGCGGGGGGUGCCCUCUCCCCUUCGCAGAUAAUGGGAGGAGCCGGGCCGCGGUGAGUCUUUCCUUUCGCCGCUGCGGCUGCAGCCAUGAGUAUGCUCAGGCUUCAGAAGAGGCUGGCCUCCAGCGUCCUCCGCUGUGGCAAAAAGAAGGUCUGGUUGGACCCCAAUGAGACCAACGAAAUCGCCAAUGCCAACUCCCGGCAGCAGAUUCGGAAACUGAUCAAAGAUGGGCUGAUCAUCCGGAAGCCUGUGACUGUCCACUCCCGGGCUCGAUGCCGGAAAAACACCUUGGCCCGCAGGAAGGGCCGGCAUAUGGGCAUCGGUAAGCGAAAGGGUACUGCCAAUGCUCGAAUGCCCGAGAAGGUAACCUGGAUGAGGAGGAUGAGAAUUCUUCGCCGGCUACUCAGAAGAUACCGGGAAUCGAAGAAGAUUGACCGCCACAUGUACCACAGCCUGUACCUCAAGGUGAAGGGUAACGUGUUCAAAAACAAGCGGAUUCUCAUGGAACACAUCCACAAGCUGAAGGCAGACAAGGCUCGCAAGAAGCUUCUGGCUGACCAGGCCGAGGCCCGCAGGUCUAAGACCAAGGAAGCCCGCAAGCGCCGGGAAGAGCGGCUCCAGGCCAAGAAGGAGGAGAUCAUCAAGACUCUGUCCAAGGAGGAAGAGACCAAGAAAUAGAGCUUGCCCUCCUACCUGUACAUAGUGGCCUUGGCAGUUACGUGGUUCGGUCAUUUAAUAAAAGCAGCCUUCAUCUACCUCUCUGCUUCUUCCAAAGUUA
Molecule: messenger RNA, 835 nt
Organism: Pipistrellus kuhlii (Kuhl's pipistrelle)
Lineage: Eukaryota; Metazoa; Chordata; Mammalia; Chiroptera; Vespertilionidae
Gene: RPL19
Product: ribosomal protein L19
Exons: 6
Coding region: 145-735 (196 amino acids)
Biological process (GO): translation
Cellular component (GO): ribosome; cytosolic large ribosomal subunit
Molecular function (GO): structural constituent of ribosome; RNA binding
Source: RefSeq, a predicted model, not a curated record